Poecilia reticulata (guppy) is the source of this 1580-nucleotide messenger RNA. NCBI's taxonomy places the organism in Eukaryota, Metazoa, Chordata, Actinopteri, Cyprinodontiformes, Poeciliidae. The record is from RefSeq and is a predicted model, not a curated record.
AUGGGCGGGUCCACCUCUGCCUACUGGAUCAUGAGUGGAACUUACCGCAUGGUGUCGGAGGAGGAGCAGGCGCUCAGGGCCAAGCUGGAGCAUCUCACCAUCAAGGACCAUGGCCCCGUGUUUGGAUCCUGYGCCAACCUGCCAGACCACACCAGGCAGAAGGCCAAAGAUGAACUGAACGAGACGGAUGAGAAGCGCGUGUCGGCAGCGAAGGAGCUUCGAGCCAUCAUUAAGGAGAAGGCGGAGGCCGGAGAUGACCUGGCCAAGGGGGUGCAGGACACCUUUGGGGAGAAACCAGACAGUCUGCUGGUCCGCUUUAUCCGCGCCAGGAAGUACGACGUGCCCAGAGCCUUUGACCUCAUGAAGGGAUAUGUCCGCUUCAGGAAGGAUUACCCCGAGCUGUUUGAGAACCUGACCCCGGAGGCUGUGCGCAGCACCAUCGAGGCCGGCUACCCCGGCAUCCUCCACAGCAGAGACAAAUACGGACGCGUGGUUCUGCUCUUCAACAUCGAGAACUGGGACUACGAGGAGAUCACCUUUGACGAGAUUCUGCGGGCCUACUGCGUGAUCCUCGAGAAGCUGCUGGAGAACGAGGAGACUCAGAUCAACGGCUUCUGCAUCAUUGAAAACUUCAAGGGCUUCACCAUGCAGCAAGCAUCAGGCAUCAAACCCACCGAGCUCAAGAAGAUGGUGGACAUGUUGCAGGACUCCUUCCCAGCCCGUUUCAAGGCCGUGCACUUCAUCCACCAGCCCUGGUACUUCACCACCACCUACAACGUGGUGAAACCCCUCAUGAAGAGCAAGCUGCUAGAGAGAGUGUUCGUCCACGGAGACGAGCUGGAAAACUACUACAAGGAGUUUGACCCCGAAAUUCUUCCGUCCGAGUUUGACGGAAAAGGUUCCAAGUACGACGGCAAGGCCACGGCGAACAAGCUGUUCGACUAGUCAUCGUAGAAACCCGUCUGUCGCCCAACAGUCUGACAGCUGUAAUGCAGUGAAAAAAAAUGUAACAGAAUAAUCCAGCUGUGUGGAUGUAGGAAGAGUAGUUAUGAAUGAAACAUAGGAGAGCGUGUGAAAGGCUGAAGAAGAGUCCGUUUUCCAGAUGUUCUGACAAAACCCAGUCCUUAGCUUUCUACAGUCUCUAACUCAUGAGYUUUGAACAGAAAUUACAAAUGGUUUUGUAAUUUAACAAACCUUUUACCCAAAACAGAGAGAAGUUUAAAUUCACACAGAAACCUGAUUGGAAAAUGAAUAUUUCUUUCUGCAUUAAAAGAGAAAAUGUUGUCCACUUCCCACUGAUUUCCCACCACAACAUCUUAGAAGCUGAAAAAGAAAAUCCCAUCAGGGAUGAUGUUUCAAACGCCAUCGUUACGACUGAAUCGCCGUGGCAACUGGGUAUAUUUUAAACAGAUUUCAGAAGUUUUAAAGUUGUUUUACACACCAGAUGAGACUCAAAGUAUGACAUGUCUGUCAUUUCUUUCUUUACAUUCACUUUCAGAAUAAAAGUUUUCACCUGACGCACCACCCUGUGCACCAGCAACAAUGUCAAUAAAUGUACAAUAAACUGUAUAUAAAUAUAA